CAGCAGGCUCUGCUCACACACCAGAGAGAGAGAGACACACACAUCGCUGAAACACAGAGCUGUGCUGGACAGUCCUGCACACAUGUGACACAGCAAGGGAAUGCCAGCAGGGCAAACUGGGAGCACAAACUGGCAUAUACUAGGAGCAGAGCACUUUGAACAAGUACAGACUGGGAAUAGGAAAUCCAGAACGAGUAGAAAUCGGGAGCUGAUCAGCACAGACAGAGACACUUUCAACCAACAAAACUGUGUCGAGGAAGAGAUUUGAAAGAGCAGCAGGACAGGAGGAGUACCGAACCAUGCCAGCAGCCCUGCAAACCUGCACAUAAAGAAAAGGAAUCCACCGCAGUGCUGCUCUGUUUCUCUGUCUGGUGCAGUGCUGCUGAGGUGCCCGGCUCGCUCAUGAUCUCACACUGCCCUGUCGGGGCGCUGCCCCCCUGGAGCCCCACUGGAGAGCCCCCCUUUCUCUUCAACCAACGCCGCUCCGUCAUCAGAGACAUCCAGCAGAGCCUGGAGCUGGAGCUACUGGGGGAGCCCAACGUGGCCCUGCAGAGAUACCAAACCAGGCCCCCUGAGGACAGCAGCUCCUGGCAGAGUUCCGUCCAGGACUGGGGAGAGGAGGUGGAGGAGGGAGCCAUCUACAAUGUCACACUCAAGAGGGUCCAGAUCCAACAGGCUGCCAACAAGGGAGCGCGCUGGCUGGGGGCGGAUGGUGACCGGCUGCCCCCGGGUCACACGGUCAGCCAGCUAGAGACGUGUAAGAUCCGCUCCAUCAAGGCCGGGACGCUAGAGCGGCUGGUGGAGACGCUGCUGACUGCCUUCGGGGACAACGACUUCACCUACAUCAGCAUCUUCCUGUCCACAUACCGGGCCUUCGCCAGCCCCGCAGACGUGCUGGGACUGCUGCUCGACAGGUACGGGGACCUGGAUAGCACUGGCAGUGAUGAGCCUGGCAGCCCCACCGUCCCCCCCGACAGCAGAGCAGCCGUGCGCAAUGCCAUCGCCUCCAUCCUGCGUGCCUGGCUGGAUCAGUGCCCCGAGGAUUUCCACCAGCCCCCCGAGUACCCCAGCCUGCACAAGGUUCUGGAGUACCUGCACCGGACCAUGCCGGGCUCCGACCCAGAGAGGCGAGCCCAGAACCUGCUGGAGCAGCUGCAGAGGCAGGACCAGAGCGAGCCGGAGAGCGAUGGUGGUUUCCACGGCAACAGCAGCUUCUGCCUCGGCGAGGAUGAGGAAGUGGAGGUCGACGCUGCCGAGGAUUUCCUGAGCAUUCCGGAAGACCUGGUGGCGGAGCAGCUGACCUUCAUGGACGCGGAGCUCUUUAAGAAGGUGAUCCCUCACCACUGCCUCGGCUCCAUCUGGUCCCAGAGAGACAAGAAGGAAAACAAGCACAUCGCGCCCACCGUCCGCGCCACCAUCACCCAGUUCAACUCCCUCACCAAGUGUGUGGUGUGCACUGUGCUGAGGGGCCAGGACCUGAAGCCACAGCACCGCGCCAGGGUCAUCGAGAAGUGGAUCAACACCGCGCAGGAAUGCCGGAUCCGGAAGAACUUCUCCUCCUUGCGAGCGAUCAUCUCGGCUCUCCAGUCCAAUCCCAUCUAUCGGCUGAAGAGGACCUGGGCCAGUGUCCCCAAGGACAGCAUGCUGAUGUUUGAGGAGCUCUCUGAUAUCUUCUCUGACAACAAUAACUACCUGACGAGCCGAGAGCUGCUGAUGAAGGAAGGCACUUCCAAGUUUGCAAACCUGGAGAGCUGCGUGAAAGAAAACCAGAAACGCACUCAGAAGAGGCUGCAGCUGCAGAAAGACACGGGAGCCAUGCAGGGCACUGUCCCCUAUCUGGGCACCUUCCUGACAGACCUGACCAUGCUGGACACUGCGCUGCCAGACUACGUGGAGGGCGGUCUGAUUAACUUUGAGAAGAGACGGAGGGAGUUCGAGGUCAUUGCGCAGAUCAAGCUCCUGCAGUCCGCAUGCAACAGCUACUGCCUGAGCGCCGACCAGGCCUUCCUGCGCUGGUUCAGGAGCCAGCAGCACUUAACUGACGAGGAGAGCUACACCCUGUCCUGUGAGAUCGAAGGCGUCGCAGACAGCAGCCCCACCUCCCCGAAGCCUCGCAAGAGCAUGGUGAAGAGACUGAGCCUAUUGUUCCUGGGUACAGACGCAGUGGCCAGCAGCACGCCGGUGAAGGAGAGCCCCAAGUCGCCCCCUAGUGGCAGUUCCGGGGAGAGCAUGGACUCGGUCAGCGUCUCGUCCAGCGACUCCAGCCCCUCGGAGCUCGAGGUGGCCUGCCAGACCCCCGACGCACCCCUGAAGAAGCUCUCAGAGUCCUCGUCAUGCUCUUCGAUCCACUCCAUGGACACCUCGUCUUCAUCCCCCUCGCUGCCGGAGCCCCCCCCGACGCACAGGCGCUCCGUGUCGGGCUCCAGCGCACUCCCACUGCCUGUCUACAACCAGCAGAACGAGGACAGCUGCAUCAUCCGGGUCAGCGUGCAGGCCAGCAAUGGGAACCUGUACAAGAGCAUCCUGCUCACCAGUCAGGACAAGACCCCAGCGGUGAUCACGAGAGCCAUGAGCAAACACAACCUGGAGAGCGAGGCGUCCGACCGCUACGAACUGGUGCAGGUCAUCUCUGAGGAGAGAGAGCUGCUGAUCCCGGACAAUGCCAACGUGUUCUACGCCAUGAACAGCUCGGCCAACUUCGACUUCCUCCUGAGGCACAAGGACUGGGCUGUGGGGGGGCGGGCGGUGAAACUGCGCAGCCACUCGAGUGCCACGCUGCCACGGGCCUGCCGGGGGGGCUGCCUGAGCAACCGGCUGAGCAAGGUGACCCUGUGAGCCGGGAGAGAGGGGCAGCCACUCCACUCGCUGACACACACUCCCAGCGACACAUUCCAGAUCAGCUGUGUGUGUCAGCUGACCCGCAUUCCCCUCGGAGCUCCCUCUCUCCUGGGUCGAGCGGGACAGGAUCCCAGCCCUGCAGAGGAGAGCUGGCCUGGCCAGCCCUCCCAGCAGACUCCCAGGCCCGGUCCUCGGCCUUGCGCAGCAGGGGCUCCACACAGACUGAUAUAGACUGAUCAGAGAUUGAUAUUUUGAUAUGUCAGAUGUUUGGAAUGUUUUGCACACGAAGGAGAGAAAGCUGCUCCUGAUUGUUGUUUUCCUUCAUGUACGGAAGGAGACGGGGACAGUGAGGAGUGGAUUGUAUUGAGUGAUGAAUAACGUGGGAGACUCACAUGGACUGAAGAAGACUCUUUCUAAAGUAUGGAUGAGGGUCCUUCCCCAGUCCUCUGGAUGACGAGUGACUCCUGCAUCACUUUCUAAAGUAUGGAUGAGGGUCCUUCUCCAGUCCUCUGGAUGACGAGUGACUCCUGCAUCACUUUCUAAAGUAUGGAUGAGGGUCCUUCUCCAGUCCUCUGGAUGACGAGUGACUCCUGCAUCACUUUCUAAAGUAUGGAUGAGGGUCCUUCUCCAGUCCUCUGGAUGACGAGUGACUCCUGCAUCACUUUCUAAAGUAUGGAUGAGGGUCCUUCUCCAGUCCUCUGGAUGACGAGUGCUUGUAACAAGUGUUCUGAUUGGCUCCUGAUUGGGCCCUAUUGUUUGUUUGUUUCCUUCUAUAAUGAAUCCACUUUCUCUGGUUUCCUAUUGGUUCGUGUUUCUCUCCGGGGGAGUGGCCAGAGCCUCGUCUUGGAGAGAGGAAGGAUCUGAUUGGUUGAUCUUCACUCCAUGGAGUUAGGUGCACUUGUUUUGGGAGGGGGGAGGGGGGUGAAGGGGAGGAUGUAAGAAUGUGACAAAAGGCAAAAUAGCAGAAAGCAAUAUUUUUCUUCAAAUAUUUUUUGUAAAAGAAAGAAAAAAUAGACUCUGACUCUUCAGCUCUGAGCACAUGGAGCUCCCUGUCUCUGAGACUCUGACUCUUCAGCACUGAGCACAUGGAGCUCCCUGUCUCUGAGACUCUGACUCUUCAGCUCUGAGCACAUGGAGCUCCCUGUCUCUGAGACUCUGACUCUUCAGCUCUGAGCACAUGGAGCUCCCUGUCUCUGAGACUCUGACUCUUCAGCACUGAGCACAUGGAGCUCCCUGUCUCUGAGUCUGUGACUCUUCAGCACUGAGCACAUGGAGCUCCCUGUCUCUGAGUCUGUGACUCUUCAGCUCUGAACACAUGGAGCUCCCUGUCUCUGAGACUCUGACUCUUCAGCACUGAGCACAUGGAGCUCCCUGUCUCUGAGACUGUGACUCUUCAGCUCUGAGCACAUGGAGCUCCCUGUCUCUGAGUCUGUGACUCUUCAGCUCUGAGCACAUGGAGCUCCCUGUCUCUGAGACUCUGACUCUUCAGCACUGAGCACAUGGAGCUCCCUGUCUCUGAGUCUGUGACUCUUCAGCACUGAGCACAUGGAGCUCCCUGUCUCUGAGUCUGUGACUCUUCAGCUCUGAGCACAUGGAGCUCCCUGUCUCUGAGUCUGUGACUCUUCAGCACUGAGCACAUGGAGCUCCCUGUCUCUGAGUCUGUGACUCUUCAGCUCUGAACACAUGGAGCUCCCUGUCUCUGAGUCUGUGACUCUUCAGCACUGAGCACAUGGAGCUCCCUGUCUCUGAGACUCUGACUCUUCAGCACUGAGCACAUGGAGCUCCCUGUCUCUGAGACUCUGACUCUUCAGCACUGAGCACAUGGAGCUCCCUGUCUCUGAGUCUGUGACUCUUUAGUGCUGAGCACUGCUAGAAAUGUGCCUCUCUAUCUGCACAACUGUCCGCUGAGUUUCAAUCUCCGGGCUGCUCAGUCCUUCUGUGCUUUUUAUAUUUUUGUUUUCCAAAUUCAUUAUUGUCUAUUUUUUUCACAGAAAAUCCACAUUUUCUUAAAGAAAUUCCUGUGAGCUGAAAGCAACACCACAGAUUAACUUUGCCCUGUUUGUUUUCUGAGUAUCCCAGAAAAUUAAGUUAUAUAUUGCUAGGAAUAAAUUAAUUGAGAUAUUAAAUGAGAAAUUUCUGAGAGAAAGAAAUGCACUUAGCUGUGGAUUUUAAUAAACUCAGCACAUUUUGCCAAAAAGUGUUCUUCCCAGAUGUUUGCAGAGCCCUCUGCAGGCAGGAUGCAGCAGGAGGACGCUGUGAAACAAUAUGAAACUUCCCUUACAAAUGUUUCCCAUAGUAAAAGUGUAAUCAAGCACUGUGAAAGCAUGGUAAAGCAUAGGCAAGCAUUGCAAAGCACAGAGAGCUAAAGUAAAGCAUAUUGAAAAGCAUUGCAAACCAGGGUAAACUAUGAUGAAUGAAUUGUAUUAUCAUGGGAAGUACCAUGCAAAAAUACUGGGGUAAGCGUUUAGAAGGGUUUCAACAGAAGAGCGAUUUAGAGCUGCCUCCUGUUUGCAGGUUUUUAAAAGCAUUUUCACUGCCGUGUGUCUGUCCUGACACAGGGCUGAGCAGCAGAGCAGCCUGGCUCUCUAGCUGAACUCUUUAGCAGCCCUUCUCCCUCCCUGGUCAGCGAGUCCUCAUGUCUGUGUUUCUGUGCCUGCCCAGCCCUGGAGGAGUGGACCUGGUCCCUGCAUGCCCAGUUAACCUGAACCAGUCCUUCGGCUGUUUUUUGUCUCAUGGUCUCCCCAGCAGAGCCAGCAGGGAUGCCCAUCCCUUGGUUUGUGUGUCACACAGCGCGGGUCUCCCCUGUCGCUCUGCGCGUCGCACAGCGCGGGUCUCCCCUCUCGCUCUGCGUGUCGCACAGCGCGGGUCUCCCCUCUCGCUCUCUGCUGCAGGGUUCACUCCAGGGCUGUGCAUCACCAAUGAGCUUUUUUCACAAAAAAUCUUUAUAUAUACAGUAUAUACUUUUGUAAAUAUAUAUAAUUUUUUUAGUAUUAACAUAUUGUUCUGUUGUAAUUUGUGUUUCCCAAAAUUGAAUCUGGUAGCAAAAAAAUAAAUAAUAUUUGCAAAAUAA
Molecule: messenger RNA, 5908 nt
Organism: Acipenser ruthenus (sterlet)
Lineage: Eukaryota; Metazoa; Chordata; Actinopteri; Acipenseriformes; Acipenseridae
Product: ral guanine nucleotide dissociation stimulator-like 1
Exons: 18
Coding region: 403-2835 (810 amino acids)
Biological process (GO): Ras protein signal transduction; positive regulation of GTPase activity
Cellular component (GO): plasma membrane
Molecular function (GO): guanyl-nucleotide exchange factor activity
Source: RefSeq, a predicted model, not a curated record